Molecule: messenger RNA, 1212 nt
Organism: Pyrus x bretschneideri (Chinese white pear)
Lineage: Eukaryota; Viridiplantae; Streptophyta; Magnoliopsida; Rosales; Rosaceae
Product: chitinase 2-like
Biological process (GO): carbohydrate metabolic process
Molecular function (GO): hydrolase activity, hydrolyzing O-glycosyl compounds
Source: RefSeq, a predicted model, not a curated record
AGGUUCAAUGUCACUCAUCGCCACACACACAAAACAUCUAGCACUACUCUUCAAUAUUAGCAAUGGCAGUUCCCAAGCUUAAGCUCGUCAUCGCCCUUUUCUUCCUUCAAGCCCUCCUCACAUCCCAUAUCCAAGCCGGUCCGGCAAACUCCGAUCUCUUCCGAGAAUACAUAGGAGCCGAAUUCAACAACGUCAAGUUCGAUGUCCCCAUAAACCCUAAUGUCGAAUUCCACUUCAUCCUCUCCUUUGCCAUAGACUAUGACCCCUCAGGCUCCUCUCCCACCAACGGCAAAUUCAAUGUCUUUUGGGUCGACAACCUUAGCCCUUCCCAAGUUUCCUCCAUAAAAAACCAACAUUCUAACGUUAAAGUGGCCUUGAGCUUAGGAGGAGACAGUGUCGGCAGUGGUUCUGCCUACUUCAACCCUUCCUCGAUUGAUUCCUGGGUUUCAAAUGCUGUUUCUUCACUCACAAGCAUCAUCCAACAGUACAACUUGGACGGAAUCGACAUUGAUUACGAGCACUUUCAAGCGGACCCUGAUACAUUUUCCGAGUGCAUUGGAAGGCUUAUAACAACCCUAAAGAACAAUGGAGUCAUCUCAUUUGCUUCCAUUGCUCCGUUCGACGAUGAUCAAGUUCAGAGUCACUACUUGGCCUUGUGGAAGAGCUAUGGCCAUUUGAUUGACUAUGUCAAUUUCCAAUUUUAUGCAUACGAUCAGGGCACCACAGUGUCUCAGUUCAUCAAUUAUUUCAACACUCAGAGCUCCAAUUACAACGGCGGACAGGUCUUGGCAAGCUUUAUCAGUGACGGGAGCGGCGGAUUGUCUCCGGAGAACGGUUUUUUUAAAGCCUGCCAUAGGCUCAAGAGUGAGGGAAAACUUGGUGGUAUCUUUGUUUGGUCUGCUGAUGAUUCCAUGAAACUUGGUUUCCGCUACGAAAAGCAAUCGCAAGCUCUCUUGGCCAAUAACUAGUACUAUAUAUUGUUAGAUCGAUCUUAUGUUUGCGUUGUAUAUGAGUGUGAUUAAGAAGUAGGCUCUGGAAUCGGAUUCCAGAGUAUUAUGUUACUACUUAUUAUAUACUGUACUAUGUACUAGAGUUUAUUUUACAUAUUUCAGGUUGUCUUAUAUAUGUCAGAGAGCUACGUUUUAUAAAAAUUUGCUUCUUUUCAAUGAAAGAGUUUUUAGUGUGCCUGAAACUUGGCCUUUAAUUACAUAA